Thlaspi arvense is the source of this 2676-nucleotide messenger RNA. The record is from the annotation of a GenBank genome assembly. NCBI's taxonomy places the organism in Eukaryota, Viridiplantae, Streptophyta, Magnoliopsida, Brassicales, Brassicaceae.
CUAAAGCUGAUUUCACAUUUUCGCGCUUUUCUUCUUGUUUCUAUCUGUGCAAGCAUUUAUGCUGCUUCUUCUCUACAUUUUCAACAGUGUCUUGUUUCUAUCUCUAAAAAAGUGCUUUUGAUGUGAAAAGCAGAAAAAUUCCAAGUCAGACAAAACAUAGCGAAAUCAAUGAUUCAAGUGUGGUUUUGAAGAUUUGGAAGAUUCUGAAGCAGAGAAAAAUUGAUUUGUCUUUUGCCCUUUCUCUUGUCGAAAGGGUUAGAUCCAAAAAAGCAAGAGGUUUCAUUUGCUCGCUCUGUUUCACGAGAAACAUUGACUCACAAUGAUUUGACAAAAAGGGGAUAGAUUUGAGUGAUUGGGAUAGAGAAGAAAGUGUAUCUCUUUGGACCCUAGAGGAUUUAAAUUUUAUCGAAAGGGUACAAAGGAUUUUUUGGAUUCAAGUAGCUCCAAAAGCUGGUGUGGAAUCUCAAAAGAAGGACUUUUUUUUUGGUUCAGGGUUUUGUGUUUUGUGUUUUGAAGUUUAUGUGAUUCAUUGAGAAAGGAGUGGUGAGUGAGAGGUCUUGUCAUGUCUAUGAGUUUUGUAUCCAUCUGCAACUCAAGCUGUGUGUUUGGUUUGGCCUUGUCUUGAUGUCCAACUUGAGCCUUAAUAAUACAAUCAUAUCUACUCAAUCCAUCUCUCCUGGAAGCUACAAAAUCUCUGAGGAUCAAUUAAAAGUCAGAACUAUUCUUGCAUUUGUGUCUUAAAUGAUCCGAGGGAAAGAGGAGAAGAGACCAGGAGGUUCUAAUGGGACUCAGAAGGUUCUUGUUGCUGUUAAAGCAUCAAGGGAGAUUUCAAAGACAGCAUUGGUUUGGGCUUUGACUCAUAUUGUUCAUCCUGGAGAUUGCAUCACUCUGAUUGUUGUUGUCUCUUCUCACAAUGCUGGUCGAAAGCUAUGGACUUUCCCGAGGUUUGCUGGAGAUUGUGCAAGUGGUCAUCGGAGAUCGCAUCCUGAUGCGAUUCCUGAGAUAAAGAGUGAUCUCACUGAUACUUGUUCCCAAAUGAUUCUCCAGCUUCAUGAUGUCUAUGAUCCAAACAAGGUUAAUGUCAGGAUCAAGAUUGUUUCUGGAUCACCAUGUGGAGCUGUUGCGUCUGAGGCUAAGGAGUUGCAAGCAAAUUGGGUAGUUCUUGAUAAGAACCUUAAGCACGAAGAGAAACGGUGCAUAGAUGAGCUACAAUGCAACAUUGUGGCAAUAAAGCGUUCUCAGGCAAAAGUUCUGCGGUUGAACUUGGUCGGUUCAACAACAAAGGAAGCAGUGAAAGAGUGUGCUUUACGGACCGAACCAGAAUUAUGCACGUCUGAAAAGAGCAAAACCAGGUCGUUAGGUUCUGUUACAACUCCUAUGAGCAGUCCUGAGGCUGGCACACCAUUCACAGGCACAGAAGCUGGGACUUCAUCAGUGGCUAGCUCUGAGCAAGGGACAUCAUCGCCCUUUUUCACAGUGGAAGCGAAAACGGAUGAAGGUCUAGUCAUCAAAGAGAAUGAUUCCGGUUCUGAUUCAGAGAGCGAAGACCUAUCUUUAGCUUCGACGAGUACGAGAUUCCACUCUUGGAUAUCGAAGUAUCUUGGCACUCACCAUCGCCUCACAUUGCAGGAACCAGAGGAACGUAAUGAUAAGGCUGCUCAAGAAUCCGCUUUGCUUGGAGAAACCGAGAUUUCGAGCACAAGGAGUGACUUGGAGGAGUUUAGUGGAAACGUGAGAGAAGCAAUAUCGCUGUCACGAAACGCUCCUCCUGUUCCGCCUCCUCUCUGUUCUAUCUGCCAGCACAAAGCUCCCUUAUUCGGGAAACCGCCGAGGCUUUUCUCCUACAGAGAGCUGGAGCAUGCAACGAAUGGGUUCUCACGGUCUAACUUCUUGGCGGAAGGAGGAUUUGGAUCUGUGCAUCGAGGUGUGUUACCCGAAGGCCAGAUUGUAGCAGUAAAGCAACACAAAGUAGCUAGUACUCAAGGAGAUGUAGAGUUUUGCUCUGAGGUAGAGGUUUUGAGCUGUGCUCAGCACAGGAACGUGGUUAUGUUAAUAGGUUUCUGCAUAGAGGAAAGCAGAAGACUCUUGGUCUAUGAGUACAUAUGCAAUGGAUCAUUAGACUCUCAUCUAUACGGUCGCCAUAAAGAGACUUUAGGAUGGCCUGCAAGGCAAAAAAUAGCGGUUGGAGCGGCUCGAGGUCUUCGAUACCUUCAUGAAGAGUGUAGAGUUGGUUGCAUUGUUCACAGAGACAUGCGGCCUAACAACAUACUCAUCACUCAUGAUUACGAGCCACUGGUUGGAGAUUUUGGUUUAGCGCGGUGGCAGCCUGAUGGAGAGCUCGGUGUAGACACUCGCGUAAUAGGAACUUUCGGCUAUUUAGCUCCAGAAUAUACUCAAAGUGGACAAAUCACAGAGAAAGCUGAUGUUUACUCGUUUGGGGUUGUAUUAAUUGAGCUAAUCACGGGUCGUAAAGCCAUGGAUAUCUUCAGACCAAAAGGACAACAAUGUUUAACUGAAUGGGCAAGGUCUCUAUUAGAGGAGUACGCGGUGGAGGAGUUGGUUGAUCCAAAGCUGGAGAAGAGUUAUUCAGAGACCCAACUCAUUUGGAGGCUUAGUGGAAGAUCAUCGCUUGAGAGAAAUCAAAGAUCAGAAUUAAGUAGCAAACAGAGUGUUUAA